AUGUUACGAACCCUUGUGGGCCUCCUGGCCUCCAUAGCGACUGUCGCCGCGGCCUCUCCAUCUCUGGCACGACGCGUCCUGCACGAGCGCCUCGACGCGCUCCCCCCACGGUGGUCUCUCCAUCGCCGCGCAGACCCAGAUGUGGUCCUCCCGCUCAGCAUCGCCCUGCGGCAGGGCAACAUCGACAACCUCGACGAGCACCUGCUCAACCUCGCCGACCCCGAGUCGCCGAACUACGGCCAGUGGUGGACGCCCUCCCAGGUCGUGCAGGCGUUCCAGCCCUCCACGGAGACGAAGGAGGCCGUGCGCGCAUGGCUCUCGGCCGACGGCAUCGACCUUGCGCGGGUGCGCAUGAGCAAGGACCACUCGUACAUGCUCGUGAACGUGAGCGUGGCGGAGGCCGAGCAGCUCCUGGCGACGAAGUACUACGUCUACCAGCACGAAGACGGGUCCGAGGACAUUGGGUGCCACCACGGGUAUCAUCUUCCCGAGCACGUCCGCGACCACGUCGACCUCGUUACUCCCACUGUCCACUUCGAGAUGAUCAAGCUCGGCGCGCACGGCGGGAAGCGCAAGAGGAGUCUUUCUCCGGCCGGGAAGAUGCGCAGGCCAAACGGCGCGCCCACGCACAAGACGGAUGAAUCGUACCUGGAUGCUGUUGACUGCGACAAGGCGGCCACGAUCGACUGCUUCCGCGCCCUGUACAACUUCUACCCCAAUCUCACUGAAACGGGCAAGAACUCGAUCGGCGUCGUGGAGCUCGCGGACCAGACGCUCAAUGCCGAUGACCUGACCCUAUUCCUCCAGAAGUUCAACCCUGAUGCUGCGGGCAUUUUGCCAGCAUUCCAGCCAAUCGAUUUGGACUCGGACACCCCGGACUUCAACGAGACAGACCCUGAUUUCAUCUCGGAGCCGGACCUCGACUUCGAGCUCGUCAUGGGUCUCAUCAGCCCCCAGCAGCCCGUACAGCUGUUCCAGGUCGGCGGAAGCGGCUCGAUCAACUUCCUCCUCGACGCGUUCGACGGCGGCUUCUGCAGCUUCGACGGCGGCGACGACCCGGACAUCGACGGCCCGCUCGACGUAACCGAGGACUGCGGGGGCACGAAGCCCGCGAACGUCAUCUCCGUCUCGUUCACCGGUGGCGAGGACUUCCCGCCGUUCUACAUGCAGCGCCAGUGCGCAGAGAUCGGCAAGCUGUCGAUGAUGGGCAUUACGUUCCUCUUCGCGUCCGGGGACAACGGCGUCGCGUCGAACGGAGACAACUUGUGCUUGGCUGCGAACGGCACCGCGGUCCCUGGCCCGGGAGCGUUCCUCCCCAACUUCCCCUCGACGUGCCCAUACGUCACCGCCGUCGGAGCGACGCAGGUCGACUCCGGCAAGUCGGUGCACGACCCCGAGAGCGCAACGUCGCUCUUCGGCUCCGGCGGCGGCUUCUCCAACGUCUUCCCGCGCCCCGAAUUCCAGAAACGGCAGGUCGCGGGGUACCUGAAGCAGCUCGGGAACCGCGUCGACCCGAGCCUGUUCAACAGCAGCGGGCGCGGGAUCCCGGACGUGAGCGCGAACGGGCUCCCGACGGUCGCCGUCAUCGACGCGAACUACACGCUCACGGGCGGCACGUCCGCGUCGACGCCGAUCUUCGCGGCGAUCCUCACCGCGGUGAACGACGCGCGGCUCGCGGCGAACAAGACGCCGGUCGGGUGGAUCAACCCCGCGAUCUACUCGCACUGGUUCGCGGACGCGUUCCACGAUAUCACGAACGGGACGAACCCGGGGUGCGGCACGGACGGGUUCCCUGCGCUGCGCGGGUGGGACCCGGUCACGGGCCUGGGCACGCCUGACUUCCCGACGCUGGUGAAGCGGUUCCUGUGGCUGCCUUGA
This is a messenger RNA of Trametes versicolor FP-101664 SS1, 1878 nucleotides long. RefSeq names its product subtilisin-like protein. Gene Ontology annotation, molecular function: tripeptidyl-peptidase activity; serine-type endopeptidase activity. Bases 1 to 1878 code for a protein of 625 amino acids. Gene Ontology annotation, biological process: proteolysis. The transcript has 8 exons. Lineage: Eukaryota; Fungi; Basidiomycota; Agaricomycetes; Polyporales; Polyporaceae. The record is from RefSeq and is a predicted model, not a curated record.